UACGGCAGGCGGUGUUUCCGACCAGCGCAGCCCCUCUGUCGGUUACGUCGUUCCAUAUCGAUUCCAGCCAUAGGAACAUCCCAGGUGGCUGUUGCUUUUAAUCCCCGCGACCAUCUGCUAGAGGCUGCUGUCGAGUUUUGCCUGUUCCAAAGCUACGUGGGAGAGGUAUCCGCCGCUUUCCGACUGCCAGAAAUCUGCAGGAGAGCUGUAAGCCCCACCUCGAUCAUAACCGUGAAAUCGCGGGGUUGGACAGAACAUUAAACCUUUCUAUUUCACAGACUCAAGAUGGCGUUGCCAAAGAGAAUUAUAAAGGAGACUGAGCGUCUCAUGGCUGAGCCAGUUCCUGGCAUCAACGCCGUACCUCACGAAGAUAACUUGCGUUACUUCGAUGUCUCCAUUCACGGACCGGCACAGUCUCCGUACGAAGGUGGCAUUUUCCGCCUCGAGCUGUUUUUGCCAGAGGACUACCCGAUGACUCCGCCCAAGAUUCGCUUUUUGACUAAGAUCUAUCAUCCCAACAUCGACCGCCUGGGGCGGAUUUGUUUGGACGUCUUGAAGAAUAACUGGUCUCCCGCUUUGCAAAUUCGCACGAUCCUUCUCUCUAUUCAGGCUCUGCUGGGAGCUCCCAACCCGGAUGACCCCCUUGCAAAUGAUGUUGCUCAACGCUGGAAGGAGGAUGAGCCAGCAGCGAUACAGACUGCCAAGGAGUGGACUAGAACCCAUGCGAUGACUUAGAUAAGAAAGGCGGAAAGGGCUCCACCCGCUAAACAAACUGUAAGAGCAGCAAUGUUGUGAUGUGACCAUGAGCAAAAGUACUGCGACAUUCUGCCUUCCUGGCAUUAUUUUAGGAUAGGCCUCGAUUCUUCGGGACCUUCCCUUCCAUACAAUGAGAAGGCAUCCCUAACCAUCAACCCUGGUUCGUUUCCCCGCGAGUGCUCAUGUAUGGUGAUAGAGCUGUGGCUCAUUCAGAUAUGUGGUAUAGGCAUUUGCUUUCUUUCAUCCGGCUGCGAUCUGCUUUUCGAUUUCGAUGUUAGAGAUUCAUUCCAUAGAAUUGCAAUAUACCUGUAGCAGAUCGUCGACUUUGGCUUUGUUCUUAUUGGCCCAACUGUCCUGGUGAAAUAAUCAGCCUCUGGCUUGUAGUUCACAGUGAUUCAUGACUAUCUAUUAAAUACAAUGGUCUACCCAGGAGCAU
Messenger RNA from Aspergillus welwitschiae, 1192 nucleotides. Its product is annotated as E2 ubiquitin-conjugating protein UBC13. Gene Ontology annotation, biological process: DNA damage tolerance; protein K63-linked ubiquitination. Bases 286 to 735 code for a protein of 149 amino acids. Gene Ontology annotation, cellular component: nucleus. The record is from RefSeq and is a predicted model, not a curated record. Gene Ontology annotation, molecular function: ubiquitin conjugating enzyme activity. Lineage: Eukaryota; Fungi; Ascomycota; Eurotiomycetes; Eurotiales; Aspergillaceae. The transcript has 4 exons.